AUGUCUCCCAAGGGACCCUACAGGCUCGUGACAGUCAACAAGGUCCCUGAACGGGCAAAAAGACUGAUUGGCCGCGUGACGGAAGAGCUCAAAGACCAGUACACGAUCCAGCACCUGGCAAACUGCGAAAGCAUCGAUGAAGUCGAAGGGACAGUGAAAGAGCUCCAACCAGACGUACUCUUCUGUGCCUCGAUGUGGACGCCCGAGGAAAGUUCAAGAAUCCAGCAGAUUGCCAGGAGUAUCGUGCCGGACAUCAAGACUCACGCAAUCCCAGAAGGACUGCAGGUCCAAAAGGGGCCGGAUGGCGUUGUCGAGUAUCUGAAGGAGAAUAUUCCGCGCAUCCUGGGAUAA
Fonsecaea erecta is the source of this 351-nucleotide messenger RNA. RefSeq lists its product as hypothetical. The coding region runs from base 1 to 351 and encodes 116 amino acids. The record is from RefSeq and is a predicted model, not a curated record. The transcript is spliced from 3 exons. Lineage: Eukaryota; Fungi; Ascomycota; Eurotiomycetes; Chaetothyriales; Herpotrichiellaceae.